Molecule: messenger RNA, 5028 nt
Organism: Plutella xylostella (diamondback moth)
Lineage: Eukaryota; Metazoa; Arthropoda; Insecta; Lepidoptera; Plutellidae
Source: RefSeq, a predicted model, not a curated record
UAUAUUUAUUGCAAAUUUGAAACAAUAAUAAAGUCCAGUAAGAUUCCGCUAUUACCCUAAUUAACUGCACACAUAAUGAGCCUAUGUGCACUUGUUUGUUUAUGCAUGUAGUGGAAUUGGUACAACGGUCAGGUUUACCUUGACCACUUGUGCUUAUGUCACUCAUUCAUGUGUUCACGCACAUUGGUCUGCCACCCAGCUGUUCUUACACAAACUUUUCCAAGAAAACCACCAAUUAAAGUCUCAAAUGCCAAAUAUAAAUAAUAAUAUUAAAAUUGAGGUUUUCCCUUCAUACAUACAUAUAUUUUUAUGCAUGUAUCAGACUCAGCGGACAACUAAAGCAAAAUAAAUGCCACAAUCAACUUCACCUGCGACAAAUGGAGCUGUUUUUACCAGAUAAAAUGAAUAAGGACAUUUCGCCGAGACGCUUGCAAAGGCUGCCAAAAAACGGAGUUUAGAGAAAGGCAACAAAUGUGUCAGUCAGGCGAAGGAACUCCACAUCAUUAUGUCACAAGAGCGACUAUUCCGUCGACACUCGGAUCAGUCAGUCGGCGUCGACGCUCCAGAAGCGACAGACCUGCGGCGAAAGUCGUAAAUGCGCGCGAAAAGUUUACGCGAAAUGGCGGGAAAACUGUAACGACAAACUUUGGUGCUGAAAAAGAGUUUGUGAUCGAAAUAUAAUAAAUUUGUGUUGAAAUUGGAACGACGCUCGUGGAAUACAAUGAAAACUUUAACGUGGGAUGUGUGGCAUUGGUGCUGGCUGAUGAUGCUGAUGCUGCAGACUGCUGCGGCGGAGAAGUUCACGCUGGGCUACCUGACCGGCUCCAUGCGGCGACCUGGCGACCUCAACUACCAGCGACCUGGAAGGGUCAUUUCAGGAGCAAUAUCAAUGGCAGUGGAUGAAGUGAACGAGAAGCUCCUGGGCCCGAUGGGGCACUCGCUGGACUUCGUGGUGGCUGAAACAUACGGACAAGAAGAAGUCUCUAUAAAACAGGUGGCGGCGCUGUGGGCGGCCAACGUCUCCGCGUUCGUGGGGCCGCAGGAGACGUGCGUGCACGAGGGCCGGAUGGCCGCCGCCUUCAACCUGCCCAUGAUCAGCUAUUACUGCCGCGACGUGGCGAGCUCCAACAAGCGCGUGUACGCGACGUUCGCGCGCACGCGGCCCUCCGACACCGACGUGUCGCGCUCCGUGGUGGCCGUGCUCACGCACUUCCGCUUCAUGCAUGUCGCAUUUGUCUACCUGAAGGCGCCAAACCAUGAUUUCUCUCGCCUCGCUAACGCCAUCGCCGCCGCGGCAAGGGAGAAGCAGAUAUCUGUCAGGGCCAUACAAGCCUAUAGAGAGCCCUAUUUGUAUGAAAAUCAGAGGAAGAACUACAGUCGGAACCCGUUUAUUGAUAUUGUCCGGGAGACGUACAAAGAUACACGCAUCUACGUGUCGGUGGGGUACUACCACGACCACAUCGGCCUCAUGCUGGCACUGGAUGCGAUGCAGCUGCUCGACGCAGGAGAAUACGCGGCCAUAGGCGUGGACGUGGACCAGUACGACGCGGGGCAGGCGGCGCGCUACCUCUCGGGUCCCCUUCGCAAGGAGCCCUCGCCUCGGGCGCUGCGGGCCUUCAGGUCCUACUUGGCGGUGGCACCGUCGCCCUCCCCGUCGUACCCGGUGUUCGCGGCCGAGGUGAACAGGCGGCUGCAGCUCCCGCCGUUUAAUUUCACCAAUCCACUGCUCAGCUUCGGUGGCGGGAAAGUGAUCCCCGUGGAAGCGGCGUGGCUGCAUGACGCCGUGUGGGUCUACGCGCGCGCGCUGGCCGCCCUCCUCAGCAUGGGAGAAGACCCCCAUAAUGGACGAGCCAUAGCCGCCCAGAUGAGGAAUACUACGUAUCGGAGUGUGAUGGGGUACUGGGUGCACAUGGACGAGUGCGGCGACGCGGAGGGCAACUACACCGUGCUCUCAUUGGACAGCAGCAAGCCGCCCGGCCUGUACCCGCUAGCCGUGCUGCACAAACACGCGCCCGAGGUGGGUUUCCUGCGUGAGAUGAAGUGGCCCGGCGGCCGCGUGCCGCUGUCGGAGCCUCCGUGCGGCUUCCGAGGGGAGAAGUGUGUCAGCCACGUGGGGGCGUGGGCGCUGGGCGCGGCGGGCGGCGCCCUAGCCCUGCUGGCCCUGGCCGCCCUGGCCCUCUACCGCGGCUGGCGGUACGAGCAGGAGCUGGACUCGCUGCUGUGGAAGAUCGACUUCCGCGAUCUGCACCUGCCUGACGCCGACCAGAGGGGGAAUAAACUGAACAGCAAUGCCGCAGUGAACGGACCCGCGGCCAGUAACGGCGUCUCGGACAAGGCGACCAAUGGCGGCGCGGGGGGCGCGGGGGUCGCCGGGGGCGCGGGGGGCGUGCGCUCCAGCCAGGUGUCGCUCAGCUCUAACCCGGACCUGGACUUCAGAUACUCCGCCAUAUUCACCGAGGUGGCCCUGUAUAGGGGAAGGUUGCUGGCUGUGAAGAGAGUGCGGAAGCAGCAUAUCGACAUAUCGAGGGAUAUCAAGAAGGAGCUUAAGAUUAUGCGCGACCUGCAGCACGACAACGUGAACGGGUUCGUGGGCGCGUGCAUCGAGCCGCCCAACGUGUGCACGCUGUCCGAGUACUGCACCCGCGGCAGCCUUAAGGAUAUUCUGGAAAACGAAGACAUUAAACUGGACAACAUGUUCGUUGCAUCUUUAGUCGCCGACAUCAUUCGGGGCAUGAUCUUCAUCCACGAGUCCCCGAUCCAGUACCACGGCUCGCUGCGGCCGUCCAACUGCCUGGUGGACGCGCGCUGGGUCGUCAAGCUCACGGACUUCGGCCUGCACGCCUUCAGGCGGGGCGAGAUGCCGCCAGCGGAGCCCGCGCAGAUACGCUCGCAUAUUGAUAGUCUAGUAUACCUAGCCCCAGAGCUCCUACGAGCCAACGGCUGGAGCAACACCCCGUCCCCCCACCAGCCCAUCUACGACGGGUCCCCGGCAGCGGACGUGUACGCCUUCGCCCUGGUGCUUUAUGAGCUGCACACGAGACGGGGGCCCUUCGGCCCGGACGCCCCGGCGACCCCCACGCUGCUGCGGCAACUGGCCAACCCUGGCGCCACGCCUUAUAGGCCGCCCCUGGAGCCGCUAUCAGGGCGGUUCGACUGCGUGCGCGAGUGCUGCGUGGAAAGCUGGGCGGACGAGCCGGCGGCCAGGCCCGACUUCAAGGCGAUACGGACCAGGCUGAGGCCUCUCAGGAAGGGCAUGAAACCGAAUAUAUUCGACAACAUGAUAGCGAUGAUGGAGAAGUACGCCAACAACUUGGAGGCUCUCGUGGACGAGCGCACCGACCAGCUCGUGGAGGAAAAGAAGAAAACAGAGGCCCUCCUAGAGGAGAUGCUGCCGGCUCCAGUAGCCGACCAGCUGAAGCGCGGGCGCCGCGUUCUGCCAGAGAGCUACGACUCCGUGACCAUCUACUUCAGUGAUAUAGUCGGCUUCACCGCAAUGUCGGCUGAGAGCACGCCGCUUCAGGUUGUGGACUUCCUCAAUGAUCUUUACACGUGCUUCGACUCAAUAUUAGAAAAUUUCGACGUUUACAAAGUAGAAACUAUAGGCGAUGCUUAUAUGGUGGUAUCCGGCCUCCCCAUCCGCAACGGCGUGGCGCACGCGGGCGAGGUGGCGUCCAUGGCGCUGGCGCUGCUGGCCGCCACGCGCGCCUUCCGCGUGCGCCACCGCCCCGAGCAGCGCCUGCUGCUGCGGGUCGGACUGCAUUCUGGUCCCGUGUGCGCCGGCGUGGUCGGUCUGAAGAUGCCGCGGUACUGCCUCUUCGGAGACACCGUCAAUACAGCCAGUCGCUUCGAAUCUACCGGCGCCCCACUAAAGAUCCACUGCAGUUCCACCUGCAAGGCCCUUCUCGACCAACUAGGCGGCUACAUUCUCGAAGAACGAGGCAUCGUCUCUAUGAAAGGAAAGCGCGACCAGCUGACCUACUGGCUUCGAGGCGAGGAGCCGAAGGCGGCGGCGGUGCGGGCGCAGUACCGCGCGGCGAGGAGGGCGCGGGGGGUGCGCGGGGCGGGGGAGCUGCCCCCCCUGCCGCCCGCUGACAGGAGGGGGCAGCGGAGCUCGCUGAAGAACAGGAACUGGAAGAAUCAAGUUGGCGGGCUGCAUAGAUGCUGCAGUCUGGAAUCACCAAAGAAGCUGCGGUUCGCGCAGGGCAACAUGCUGGAGUCCCACACGGACAGCGUGCUGCACCACCGCAGCGACGAGUACCUUAUGGAGGUGAUAGGCGACGGCACGCUAAAGCCAUGCGUACACCGCGGCAACCUGCUCGAGGCACCCACGCUAAGGCACGAGCACACUAGCGCCUCCUGCCCCAUCAUCGAACACACGGAGAGCUCGCAACUCUUCACUCCAGCCCAUUCCACCAGCACCAUCGCUCCAGAGGAGACCAAGCCCUGCGACAUCAAGCUGGUCAUCAAUGGCUGUUCCUACGACGGGUCGGAUGAAGCGGGUUUACCGCUGCUGGGCGAAGGUCAGAAUCUUGUACUUACUUAAGUUUUAGCUGUACUUAAAUCAAGUUACACAUAAACACUGCCAUUUUGUAAGCGUAGCUAAUUGAUGCCUUGGUGUUCUUGUUCAUCAAUGGUUAGACCAGUUAUUUAGAUUGAAUUUACUGUCGCGGAUGUGACGAUUGCAUUUUAGAGUCGUUUAGCCUAUCAACUCCGUGGGCCAGACACAUAAUGUCUGAUUUCACGGAUUCCAGUGGUUAGUGUAACCAUGACAUUUUGAUCUGCUUUAUUUUGUAAUGAAUGCGAAUAUUUUAUUAGGCUAAUUUAGUUUAGAACACUAGUCAGCAUAUAAAUCUAUGUACUUAAUCGAAACUAUCUUUGAAAGGUCAGUUUAUUUAUAUUUUGUGUCUAAAUAAUCUACGUACUUUUAUGAUUAGUUUAAUAUCGCGUAAGUUUAAGGCCGAUCGCCCACUAGGACUUUUUGUAGCACGCGUAUUCGCAUUUGCAACGCGGCUUAGUAGCGAUGUUAAC